Schistosoma turkestanicum is the source of this 513-nucleotide messenger RNA. Lineage: Eukaryota; Metazoa; Platyhelminthes; Trematoda; Strigeidida; Schistosomatidae. The record is from the annotation of a GenBank genome assembly.
AUGCUACAAGAAACUGGAUAUAAAAAGUUCAAAGGACUACCGAUCGUUCUAGAAGGAAGAUAUCAACUUGAACAUCGUUGCACACUAUAUGGCAAUGUAAUAAAAAAACAAAGGAAAGGAAGUACACUUCAUUCAAUGGCCGUAAUGGAUUUUCUCAUAGAGCAGCGAUCGCAUAGUCUAAGUGCCAGUCCCACCGGAACAGAAAAUAACUCCAAUCCAUUUUCAGGACCACGUUUUGACACACAAUGCAUAGGUCGAUUGGAGAAUGGAUUUCCAUGGACACUUGAAAGGCAUUAUAUUCACUCACAUGUGAAUGAAACGCACAAAAUGGAGGUGAUUAAUAUGUUUAAAGAAAUUAAACUCACCACAAUUGAGUCAAUUUUACAAAUCAACUGGUUAAAUAUCGAUGAAAAGAAAUUUUUAGCAGACAAGGUUUUCACACUGGACAUAUUUGCCUUGUACUCGGAUCGGGAUAGUUCUGAAACAAAAGAAAAUCUUUCAACUAUAUAUGAU